AUGUCCAUGAAAUUGUACCUAGGUGAUAAGCUUGACUUGGUCAAGGCAGAUGAUAAGAUCGUGGUGGAGAACGUGGGGAGUGUGAUCCUGAGCCUCGGGAAGGAAUACGCCUUCCACGGCUUCGACAUCAAGAAGAACGAAAGCGGCUACGUCCUCUCCGCCAUGCCCUCCCCGCAUUCCAACAUAUCGCUGCUUGACCUGCAGAUGAUCAAGGACUGCAACCCGGUCAGGGUGCAGGACGUGUUUGUGAGCCUGUCGGAGGCGGGGCUGAGGGUGAGCGUGAAUAUCCUGAGUUCCAACGUCCCCGUCAUCCUCACGGAGACCGACGUUAUCAGGGUGAAGAAGAGGAGGAUAUGGAAUUUAUUUCAUAAACCCUGA
This is a messenger RNA of Guillardia theta CCMP2712, 378 nucleotides long. RefSeq lists its product as hypothetical. NCBI's taxonomy places the organism in Eukaryota, Cryptophyceae, Pyrenomonadales, Geminigeraceae. The transcript has a single exon. The coding region runs from base 1 to 378 and encodes 125 amino acids. The record is from RefSeq and is a predicted model, not a curated record.